GAUUUUACAGACUGUGCUCCUUUCUUUUAACAUAGCUUCAUCGUUUCAACCACAGGAUUCAACGAAAGAAUAUAUUCAAGUUAAAGCGUUGAAUCUUAGCGCAUUCUCAUAUUUUGACUGCGAAAUGGAAGGGACAAAUCACGUGCAAAACGUUGUAGAAUACGAUUUGUUUACAAACAACAACUUUGAGGGAAAGAGUUGUAAAGAAAUCGAGAUAUGUUUGCAGGACUUUUUGGACACAUGUAUGGUUCACUUAUCACCACUGCUAGUGGACUACAUUUGGCAGCGUGGAUCGUUUAAACUGACUCCUGUCAGUUCAGUUUCAGAUUCUCCACCACACCUUCAUGGUGCAACAGACUUUGGUGAUAAUAUUGAUGAUGAGUGGUUCAUUGUCUUCCUUCUAUAUCAGCUCACAGUUGUCAUGCCGGAGCUGGUCAUAAGUGUUCAUGAUAAUGAUGGCGAAUUCUUACUGAUUGAGGCUGCGUAUCAUUUACCAAAGUGGCUGGAACCGGAGACUAGCAUCAACAGGGUCUUUAUAUACAGAGGGGAUCUACACAUCAUUCCCAAGCCAAGUAACCCUGCAGAGCUAGCCUUCCUACCAGCCGGUAUUCCUUCUAAAUCACAUGCCAUAGACGUAGUCCGCAGUCAUUUUCAGAAAACGCUUGCCAAGUUGACCAUCAGAGAAGCAGUCAGAGCAAGAAUUGAUGAAUUCCCUUCGAAAGUGCAAUCCAAUUUUCAUCAUACCCAUUGCCUGAUGCCAGCCAAGCUAGCCGCUAUACUGAAACAGCAGCCAAGCUUGGUCUCACCGGCAGUUGAAGCGUUCUAUCACAGAGACCCACUUGAUUUAAAGGUGAGAAGGAGGAGGAUGGAUAAUGAUGAUGAUGAUGAUGAUGAUGAUGAUGGUGAUGAUGGUGAUGAUGGUGAUGAUGGUGAUGAUGAUGAUGCUGGUGAUGAUGAUGAUGAUGAUGAUGAUGAUGAUGAUGUUGGUGAUGAUGAUGAUGAUGAUGAUGAUGAUGAUGAUGAUGAUGAUGAUGAUGAUGAUGAUGAUGAUGAUGAUGAUGAUGAUGAUGAUGAUAAUGGUGAUGAUGAUGAUGCUGGUGAUGAUGAUGAUGUGAUGAUGAUGAUGAUGAUGAUGAUGAUGAUGAUGAUGAUGAUGAUGAUGAUGAUGAGCUCCACAACGUAGAGCGUUGUGGCCCAGUGGAUUAGUCUUCGGACUUUGAAACAGAGGGUCGUGGGUUCGAAUCCCAGCCAUGGCGUAAUUUCCUUCAGCAAGAAACUGAUCCACAGUGUGCUGCACUCAACCCUGGGGCCCGUUGCAUAAAACUUUUUUACCAACCUUAGAAAAUUUAGGUUGGGCAUACCCCAACCUAAAUUUCCUAGGGUCGGUAACCUUAGUUUGUAAAAUCGUUUGCAUAAAAGCUCAGGUUGCCAACCUUGAAAAAUUCGGGUUGAAACCAACCCGAAUUUAUUUUUUAUGGUUGGAAGCGCGGUUUGGAAUUUAUUUCAAUCUGUGAAUAUGCUGGUACGAGGAUGCGCGCAUUAAUUGAUUGAAUUUUUGUGCAACAAAUUUCCCGCGAGAAGUGGUGCGACUCGACCGCGACACAUCAUAUUUCAGCAUGGCUCUUCCAACAAAUGAGGUAAGGAAUAUCAUUUUCCGUUUAUAAUACAUUUUCAUAUAUUAUUGACCGAAAGUAUGAUGUUAUGAAAAUGACUCGUAUGUAAUUCAUUAAUAUUACUUCGGUAAAAAUGUCCCCUUUUUCUUGAUUUAUUUGCGAUGUCUCAUUCGUAAAGAUCGUGGUAGAAUUUGAUCUAGUCGUGGUGAGCGGAGUCUCGAGCACACUUGCCCCCUAAGAUCCGGGCAUCGAGGUGCAUCGCGCCCCGCUACACCAUGCGACGAUCUGCAUGUAUGACGUGAACUGCACUGCGCCGUGUAAAUCUGCAUUAUCGAACAAAUUAUACGAAAAUCAAAGACAGUGCAUAAAUGUACAUUGUAGGCUAUAUCUUUUCUUUUGACAUGAUCUAGAUCUAGAAUCAAACUCAGAUGAUGUUCAAAGUCUCGAAAUCUAAGUUACAAUGUAUUCUAACGUAACUGUGCAGUGAGCUGAGACAGUGAGUGAGACUGAGGAGUGAGAGUGAGACUGAGUCUGAGAGUGAGACAUUACAUUACUUUAGUACCGGUGGCGGUACUUAGUCAGUACAGUGGUGAACUAUUGGCUUGCCUGGUCUUUGGAAUUGCAUGGAUGGGUCUAUUUAUAGUAAUAUCUAAGUUACUUGGCCUUCUCUGCCUAACGUUAGAUCUAACUUAGGCUAGAUUUAUCACUGACACUGUAGUUACUGUAAGUGUUAUCAGUUCAUCCAAUUCCAACUUCACAUAGAGUGAUAGACAUAAGGCCCAAGCAAGUCUAACAAAGUUUCCAAUUUCGUGUAGGGCCUAGGCCUACACAUUCAACCAGGGCCCCGUAACACAAAAAAGCUUACUAACAUUUUUCUACGAUUGAUUCCAUGGCAUAGACUAAUUACAAUGUACAAUCAACCGUGAAAAUCAAGCGUAAAAAUUAAUCGCUAACCGUUGUGUUACGGGACCCAGUUCGUCAAAAUCCUACUUGGUUUCCAAUUCGUCUAAUUUCCAUUUGGGCUAAAUUAUGCAAUUGGGCUUCUCACAUGGUAAAUGUUAUUUGUUAGAUCUAACUUAAGUUAAUAUCCAAUUUGUCUAAUUCCCACUUGAUCUAGUAGUAGGCCUACUUGUAGUACUAAUAUCCAAUUCAUCUCAUGAGCAGUUGGGCUAAAACAAUUUAGUCUAAUUUCCAGUUGGUCUAACACCACUUGGUCUAAUUUCCACUUCGGCAAAUUUCCACUUGGUCUUAUUUUCAUUUCGUAUAAUUGUCAUGGUCUAAUGACCAUUUGCAUGUUCUAAUUUACACUUGGUCUAAUUUCCACUUAGUCUAGCUAAUUUCCACUUGGUCUAAUAUCCAAUUGGUCUAAUGACCACUUGGUCUAAUAAUAGCCAAACAGUCUAAUGACCACUUGGUCUAGUUGCCGAUUGGUCUAAUGCCCAGUUGGGCUAAUUGUCACUUGGUCUAAUUUUUAUUUGGUCUAAUGUCCAUUUGUUCUAAUAUUACAUAGCCAAGACAGAUAGCCAAGACAUCGAGGCUAGAGUCUAAAAGUUAGAGAAAUCCAAUGUUAAAUCUUGCUAGUGACAACGUAAGUUGGUGUUAGCAAAACAGUUUUUCUAGUUAGAUUCUGUCCUGGACCUGCAUGGUUCAACAACAGAAAGAUCACGACCACCACCAACAGUAGUCUGACAUUGAUCUAGAUUGAACUUGGUCAUGUUUAUCUCAUCCCCAAUUUGCACCUGAUCAUGGCUCAACCUGCAUUCUCGAUCUGACUUGGAUCCUGGACCUGGACCGGACUCUAAAUUAGAUCUAACAAGGUUGAUUUUGAUUAGAAAAUGGGCAUUCAAUGCGUUAGACUAACAUUACUUAGAUUCUAGAUCUACAUGUAUACCAGUGCAGUCAGUGUGAAUAUCAUACACAACUGAUUGAUACUGCACGCUCCAUAGACCUAGGCUAACUUUAAGUUUAAAUUUAAUGGAAUAGAUCUAUCUGCAUCACUCAAGGCUAUCUAAUGUAACAGAUACUGAUGGGGUUAAAAAAAAAAUUCUUUGGACCGCCUAAAGGAUUUAUAUUUUUCCUCGAUCGUGAUCAUAUUUUCCCUCUGCGCUGCACGCUUCGGGAAAAUAUAAAUCCGGCAGUCCAAAGAAUGUAUAUUACACACCCCAUCAGUCAAUAUCUGUAUAAUAUUACAUUGAUCAUUCAUUAUUAAUUAUUUAAUCUACAUGGAGUUUUAACAAAUAUGGUAAUGGAUAAAUACACCAUGCAUCAGUUAAUAGAAAUAUUGCCAGGAUCCGGAGGGGUAGAGCCGGGGAGCAUAAUUAUAUUUCCAACGUAGUUCCGGAAGCCAAUAUGAAUAUUAAUGACUUGCAUCCCUGGAAUAAUACGCAAGCGCAUGGACUUUAUCCUUACAAAAUUGUGGUCGUUCGCAUCGCCAUGAACGAAGACUGAUCAUAAAGGUUGAUGUUUACCUCCUGUAUACAGUGUAUCCCCCGAAAAAAAAUUGAGCCAAUAAUUAACACUAUUUGAUAAUGUAAUCAGAAAUAUGUCAUGAUUAUCAAAUGACAUGCCAUUGACUCUUUCAUUUGGUGCAACCAUUAUUACGUACUUCACACAUAAAUUAUCAAUCUUGAAAAGUGAAUUGGUAGGCAACAUUGUAAUUAUGAAAGUAAUAUCUCAUAUCUUGAAAGUUUUUUUUUAAUGUUUAAUGUGGUUAUUGUGAUAUCUCCAACAAAAACUUUUUUUUAAAAAGCAAAGAAAAUAACAGAGGGAUAGCAGAGUUGUUAUCUUUGAAGUAAUGUUUGCAUUUUAACUGAUGGCCUACCAGAGGAAGAGCGCAUUCAUCAAGAGACUCUGUGUUUGGCUCAUUGUCAAGUACACAUAGUGUUUAUUUUCUAAUAUAAUUGGAACACAGGAAAAGUUCCUUAUGUUCCCAAGUACAAAUCUACUCCAGGCAUGUGUAUUUCAUGAUUUUUGAUAGUGUAUGCAAGUUUGUUAGAUCUAUAAGAACCCAUCUCUGGUAUUGAUAAAACAAAUAAGUCCCAAAUAAAUUGAAUUACUUAAAAUUAGGCAAAUGUGAUUCAAACAUACAUCUGACUGUCAAUUCCAUUUUUUUAACAGAAUGAGAGGAAACAGAAAAGAGCACCAAUGUCAGAUGAUCAGAUCCAGUUUUUCUGCGAGUUCAUCAGGGAAAACCAUGUCAUCUUGUUCGGGAAGGCAAAGGGGACUGAACGAGUAAGCAAGCAAGUUUAUUAUUUGCACAUGUUUGAUAUUGAAGUAUGAAUCAAUUUCCAAUAUUGAUUAUGCAGAAAUGCUGUUUUAUUUGAUAACAUUUUGACCAAUGGGUUUACAUGAAAUGUACACAAUACAAAAGUGGUCCAUGAACCCUUUUAUUUUGACUUCAUUUGUUUUCCUGUCAUAAUUCUUGGCAUAAUAAUUACUCACCAACUCUGUUUAUUUCAGUGAAUCACAUUAGAUUGAUUUUCUACAUGUUUAUACAUCUGAAUAAAAGUAGAUCUGUAGCUUUGAAACACCCCUCUGAUGGUUGGGCUCAAUAAAAUGGUAAUUGAUAAAUUAUGUAAUUAAUAACGUUUUAUAGGGUAAUUUGAAUUACAAUUUUGGAAAGGAAAGUAAUUAUGAUUGUAAUUGAAAAACAUGUAAUUGAUUUCAAUUACUUUUAAUUACUUUCAAUUACUUUACAACUAACUUACUUAAUUGAUAAUUUAAUUUGCUUAUUAUGCUAUUCCCUUUAUAGCUACAUUACUCUCUUGAAUGAAACAUUCCUUUCCCUUGACGGGGAGGAAUUAAAAUGGUAUUUGUAAAGAAAUGCACAAAUUGACCUUUUGAAAUAUUUUAGGAAUGCUAAAGGUCAUAGGUUUUAGCAAGAAAUAAAAUUAUAGAUGUAAUUAAUCAUUCAUACUUGAAAAAUUAAUUUCCUAUGAUAAAAUGCAGUCAGUGGGAGCUUGCCAAGUGCCAACAGCCAUGAUGAUUUAGAACAAUGUGUUUGUUGUAUAUAUUUAUGUAGAGGAAUUUAUUUUAUUUCUUUUCAACCAAAGAACCCUGUAGAAGGGGUUAAAGU
Lytechinus pictus (painted urchin) is the source of this 5688-nucleotide messenger RNA. RefSeq names its product protein ecdysoneless homolog. NCBI's taxonomy places the organism in Eukaryota, Metazoa, Echinodermata, Echinoidea, Temnopleuroida, Toxopneustidae. Gene Ontology annotation, cellular component: nucleus. Bases 125 to 1183 code for a protein of 352 amino acids. The transcript has 5 exons. The record is from RefSeq and is a predicted model, not a curated record.